Molecule: messenger RNA, 940 nt
Organism: Carassius gibelio (silver crucian carp)
Lineage: Eukaryota; Metazoa; Chordata; Actinopteri; Cypriniformes; Cyprinidae
Gene: dtymk
Product: deoxythymidylate kinase (thymidylate kinase)
Exons: 5
Coding region: 186-824 (212 amino acids)
Biological process (GO): dTDP biosynthetic process; dTTP biosynthetic process; dUDP biosynthetic process
Cellular component (GO): mitochondrion; nucleus; cytosol
Molecular function (GO): ATP binding; dTMP kinase activity
Source: RefSeq, a predicted model, not a curated record
CUCUGCAGACAACUAAGGGUUUUGCAGUUAGAUGCGUGGAUGUAUCUUGCACCAUAGCAGGAUGUUACGUAUGUGUUUUUGAAGAAAAGUACCGCGUAAAGAGAUCAUCGCGGCCUAGUAGUGAUUUGCUAUUGCCAGUAUUUGCUCCCUGUUGUUCUGCCUUUUUAAACUGUGUUUUAAGAGCCAUGUCUUGCAGUAGAGGAGCUUUGAUUGUCCUUGAGGGAGUAGACAGAGCCGGGAAAACCACGCAAUGUCAAAAACUCGUCCAUGCACUGCAGCAGAGCGGACGAGCGGCAGAAAUCAUGCGAUUUCCAGACAGAACCACUAAAAUCGGUCAGCUGAUCAGUUCAUACCUGGAGAAGAAGAGUAAUCUGGAGGAUCAUACGGUUCACCUGCUGUUCUCUGCAAACCGAUGGGAAAUGGUGCCCCUGAUGAAACAGAAGUUGGAACAAGGGAUCAGUCUAGUGGUUGACCGCUAUGCGUUUUCUGGAGUUGCCUUCACUAGUGCCAAGCCUGGCUUCACUCUGGAGUGGUGCAUGAAUCCAGAUAUUGGACUUCCAAAACCAGACCUGGUGAUGUUUUUGCAGCUCAAUCCCAAUACGGCAGCAAACCGUGGAGAAUAUGGAAUUGAACGUUAUGAAACCAGCGCCUUCCAACGGACAGUGCAUCAAAGAUUUGAGGAGCUCAUGCAAGAUUCCUCCGUCAACUGGAAGGUAGUUGAUGCUGCAAGGACCAUUGAAGAGGUGCACAAAGAUAUUAAGCUUUUAAGUGAAGACAUCAUCAGUUUAGCCCAGAAUCAGCCAGUUGGUGAGCUGUGGAGGUGAACGGGUUUUUAAAAACAUUUUAAAUGUUUUUGUUUUUUUCUGUCACAGUACAGAAAAUACAUAAUUAUUGUUUUUAAUUUUUAAUGAUUUGAAUAAAUAAAUAUUCAUAAAAUAAA